CCCACCUCUGAAUUCUUUUUAUUAGAAAAUGGACUGUCUUGUCUUUGGCGUGUGACUGAUUGACUGUGUGUGUGUAGAUUCAUCUCUCCAUAUGCUGUGGCCCAGAGACCAGAGUACCUCAAUUUUACAUAAAUUUCUCUUCAGACACCACUUACGACGCUACUCCUUAAUCAAUCAACAUGGAACAAACCAUAGUUCUCUAUCCAGCUCCAGGCAUAGGCCACAUAGUCUCCAUGGUUGAGCUAGGCAAGCUUCUUCUUCUUCAUCAUUCCAAUUCUUUCUCCAUCACCAUCCUCCUCACCACCGGCCUUCUUGACAAGCCCUAUCUCGAUUCCUACAUCCGCCGCAUCUCUCACUCCUACCCCUCCAUCUCCUUCCGCCGCUUCCCUUUCCUCGCCGUUAAACCACCGGCCGUCGCCUCAUCACAUCCCAGCCCUUCGGCCAUCGCCUUUGAAUUCAUUCGCCUGAACGACGCCAACGUGGCUUCAGCGCUCAAGGACGUCUCAGAAAAAUCCAAUAUUCAAGCUUUCGUCAUAGAUCUGUUCUGCACAUCCGCCAUGAACAUAGGUUCUUCUCUCGGGAUCCCUGUUUACUACUUCUUCACCUCUGGAGCCGCCGUUCUUUCCGCUUUCUCGUACUUUCCCAGAAUUCACGAGCAAACCACCAAGAGCUUCAAGGAUCUCUCUGUAGAUCUUCACUUCCCUGCUAAUCCCCCGCUCAAGGCCUUUCACAUGGUAGAACCAACGCUUGACAGAGAUGACCCAGCAUAUUGGGACUUCUUGAAUUUCUGUUCCCAUCUUCCAAAAUCAAGUGGCAUCGUGGUUAACACGUUUCAAGAGCUCGAGCCUGUAGCUGUUAAGGCUAUAGCAGAAGGCAAGUGCUUUCCAGAUCCAAAACAAGCACCUCCGGUUUACUACAUCGGGCCUCUAAUUGCAGAGCCAAAUGACCGAAUCGAAGACGAAGGAGAAGGAGAACAUCGUGGAAGAAUCGAGAACUGUUUGUCGUGGCUUGAGAAGCAGCCGAGCAGAAGUGUUGUUUACUUGUGUUUUGGAAGCCGUGGGUCGAUGUCAGUGGCGCAAUUGAAGGAGAUCGCUCAUGGAUUGGAAAGGAGCGAGCAGAGAUUCUUGUGGGUCGUGAAGAAGCCACCCAGUGAUGAGAGAACGAAGCAGACGGAGGACACGAGAGUAGAUUUCGAUUUGGAUAAGAUAUUGCCAAGUGGGUUCAUGGAGAGAACCAGAGAUAGAGGGAUGGUGGUGAGGUCGUGGGCCCCACAAGUGGAGGUGCUGAGAAGGGAAUCGGUCGGAGGAUUCGUGACUCACUGUGGGUGGAACUCAGUGCUGGAGGCGGUGGUGGCCGGAGUGCCGUUGAUUGCGUGGCCGCUGUACGCGGAGCAGCACAUGAAUAGGAAUUUGCUGGUGGAAGAGAUGAAGAUGGCGAUAGGGUUGGAACACAGAGAGGAAGAUGGGUUCGUGAAAGGUGAGGAAUUGGAGAAGAAAGUGAGAGAACUGAUGGAAUCUGAGGGAGGAAGAGAGAUGAGGGCAAGAAGCUUGAAGAGGAGAGAGUUGGCUGAAUCUGCAAGAGGCACCUUGGGUUCAUCCACCAAAGCGUUGAACAACUUGGUUGAAUCGUGGAGUAAUGGCCGUUGAUUUUUCUUUUCAUUUUUUUUCCUUUUACUUUUAUAUUACUCCUCCGUACUAAAAUGUAUUUGACAUUUUUAAUUAUAUUUAAAUUAAUAUUUUUUA
Molecule: messenger RNA, 1742 nt
Organism: Prosopis cineraria
Lineage: Eukaryota; Viridiplantae; Streptophyta; Magnoliopsida; Fabales; Fabaceae
Product: UDP-glycosyltransferase 88F5-like
Exons: 1
Coding region: 180-1646 (488 amino acids)
Molecular function (GO): UDP-glycosyltransferase activity
Source: RefSeq, a predicted model, not a curated record